AAACUAGUUCUCGGCAGCAGUAACCACAGGACGCAGCUCGGCUCAGAUGUAUGAACGCGGAAAUGAGGAAACCAAGUGUGGUCUGCUAAAGGGGUUAAAUGCUAAAGUGAAAAUCAUUUAAGCUCCAGAAAAGAAGCUCGAGAUCUUGCCAGCACCAACAUGAGCCUCCGAAAGCUAAGCAUUAAGUGGUUUGGGAGUCUCUCCAACCUCUCCUUCCGUCGAUCGCCCAACAACGCAGAGAACAAGCCGGCCCUGAAGCAGCGUAAAAGCUACAGUUAUGACAAGAGCACUGAUGACCUGGAUGCCUGUCCCCGCAGUCCCUCCUAUGCCCGGUCCAGUGACAUGUACAGUCACAUGGGCACCAUGCCACGCCUCUCCACCAAGGGUAAGGACAAGUCGAGCAAAGCCUCCAAGAAGACGAAAGGCAAGGGAGACCUCAGCAGGCGCCCUAGCCAGAGGCAGCCUGACGAUUUUGCUCCCGAAUCCCCUCUGCUAUCCGCCCUGUCCAGUGGCAGCGUGCCUAAGCCUGGAGCUAAUGGCGAAGCUGAGAAGGCUCCUUCUGCCCAGAGCAAGGAACCUGCAGCAGCACACUUAGCCCAAACGUCCCCCGCCGGGCCCCCAAACGUGGACUCUUCUGAGUCGCCCCAGAAUCUGGGACCCCGGGCAGCUCCAGCCUUACCACAGAGAAAUCAGUGCCAGGCCCAGCCCAGACCUGACCAAACUCGCCCUUCCCCAAGCUCCCUUGUUUCCCCGAAUCCGGCCGGCACUCCGGAGCUCUCCUGUCAGGUCAAGAGGGAAGAAUCCGCCGUGGAAUCUGACUCCAGCUGUGCGCCGGGGAAUUGGGAUCCUCGCCCUUCUGAAAGGGUCCAACCUGACGAGAGGCGGGAGCGGGAGACCCACAGUGCACUGGGAGAGGCAGGGGGCACAGUUAUGGAAGAGGAUGGAGACAUUUUCCGUUUUACAGAGGACAGCCACUUGGAGUCUAUGGAAUCCAGAGGCGAAUAUGUGAAGUUCUCAAAGGAGAAGUACCUUUUGGACUCGCCCCCGGAGAAGCUGAGACGGGAGCUGGAGGAGGAGUUGAAGCUGAGCAGCAGCGACCUGCGUAGUCACGGCUGGUACCACGGGCGCAUCCCCAGAGAGGUCUCGGAGACGCUAGUCUUGAGGAACGGUGAUUUCCUGAUCCGGGACUCCCUGACCAGCGUCGGCGAUUACGUCCUGACCAGUCGCUGGAACCAUGAGGUCCUGCACUUCAAGAUCAGCAAGGUGCUGGUCAAAUCCAGCGACUCGUACUCCCGGGUCCAGUACCUUUUGGAGCGCGAGAGCUUCGACUCGGUACCGGCCCUGGUGCACUACUAUGUGGGCAAUCGGCGACCCGUAUCCCAGCAGAGUGGAGCCCACAUUUACUGUCCCAUAAACCGCACUCUGCCCCUCCGGUACCUGGAGGCCAGCUUUGCCUUGGCCAAUGGGAAGCAUAAUCUGAGCCAGUCUCCCACCAAUCAGAGAGGAGCACACAUCAAGAGGCGGAGUGUCACCAUGACGGAUGGGCUGACCACCGAGAAAAUCAUCCCUCACAGCCCUUCCACUUUACACCACAAGGAGGCGAUCAGGAACUGCGCGCUCAGUAUGGACCAGAUCCAGGAGUUCAGCUGCCCCAUGUCUCCGGUCAGCGAGACCCCCCUCUCGCCAGCGUACAGCUCCAUUAACAGGCACAAGAGUCCGGCUGUGGCCAGGGUGCCAGCCGUGGUGCCCACUUCCCCGGUGAUGCGGCGCUGCAAGCUGUUCAGCUGUCCCUCUCUGGUUCGCCUGCAGGUUGCUAGGAUACUGGACGUUACUAAGGAGACGCAGAGGAUGAUGGGAGUGAGCUCCGGCCUGGAGCUGUUGACCCUUCCUCAUGGACACCAGCUCAGACUGGACCUGCUGGAGAGGUUCCACACCAUGUCCAUCAUGAUGGCCGUGGACCUGCUGGGCUGCACCGGGAACACGGAGGAACGCGCCGCCCUCCUGCACAAGACCAUCCAGCUGGCGGCCGAGCUCAAGAGCAACCUGGGCAACAUGUUCGGCUUCGCCGCAGUGAUGAGGGCCCUGGAGCUGCCCCAGGUAACGCUGGGCCGGGCGUCGAAUUGA
Molecule: messenger RNA, 2124 nt
Organism: Lepisosteus oculatus (spotted gar)
Lineage: Eukaryota; Metazoa; Chordata; Actinopteri; Semionotiformes; Lepisosteidae
Source: RefSeq, a predicted model, not a curated record